AUGGCCUCACAAGAUGAGCCAGCUAGCAAGAAUGCAGUUGAUUUGCCUUCCCCGGCAGCGUUUGCCGAGUUGAUGGCUCUGAAGCGACUCGAGGGGUCGAACGGAACUCCCACCGAACCAGAGAAAGUCGAGCGGUUCCAGUCCCUCGCUGCACCAUUCCCUCCCGGUGAGGGGACCCGGGCAUUCGGCGGGCACGUCUACGCUCAAUCCGCCUACGCGGCAUCCAAAACGGUCGAACAGGGGUUCGUGAUCCACGACAUGACGGGCACGUUCAUCCUGCCAGGUCUUCUGGAUGUUCCCUACUUGUACACAGUCCGCCACCUGCGAGACGGAGGCAUGUACUGCACCCGCGCGGUCGAUGCGCGGCAAGACGGCAAAAUCUGCUUCUCGUGUUUGUGCUCGUUCAAGCGCGAUGAAGGCCAGCGGACGUUCCAUCAUCAGCCGGCCCCCGCGCAGGAGCGCUUCAAGGCCUUGCUGGCCGGCAAGCGGCCGGAGGACCAUCUGCCCAGUUACGGGGUAGACGCGGACUGGUGGAUCGAGCAGAUCGAGCAGGGGAACGUCACUGAGCGCGAGUUUCCCGGUUUGGUUGUGAAGAAGGUGGAUAUGAAAGACUACAACCAGACAGAGGAGAUCAAGCGGAGUCCGGAAAAAUUUCGCCAGCUAACGGUCUACUCGCUGAAGGGAUCACCACUGGAUCCGUCGAAAGUGUCGAGCAAGGAAGACCUCAAAGCCAGAGAGCAGGCAGGCGAAUUCGAUAAUCUCUAUGCCUGUGCGCACAUGUACUCGAGCGACAAGAACUCGCUGCUCCUGAUACCGCGCGCGUUAGGUCACAGGAACUGGACGGCUAUGGCGAGUCUGACCCUCACCGUGGUGUUUCACCAACAUGGUGACGCACUGAGGAUGAUUGACUGGAGUGCAGCAUCAAACAGUGCUGCGACUGAAUUACCAAAUAAAUGGUUCAUUCAGGAAGGUUGGACGCCUACAUCCGGUGAGAACAGAGCUAUUCAUGAGAGCUACCUGUGGAGUCCGGAAGGGACAUUGAUCGCCACCAGCUAUCAGGAUAGCAUGCUGCGGCUUUCAAACCCGGGUCGAGAAAGGCUUUAA
This is a messenger RNA of Aspergillus clavatus NRRL 1, 1104 nucleotides long. RefSeq names its product acyl-CoA thioesterase. Gene Ontology annotation, cellular component: peroxisomal matrix. Bases 1 to 1104 code for a protein of 367 amino acids. The transcript is spliced from 2 exons. Gene Ontology annotation, molecular function: fatty acyl-CoA hydrolase activity. Gene Ontology annotation, biological process: acyl-CoA metabolic process; fatty acid catabolic process. The record is from RefSeq and is a predicted model, not a curated record. Lineage: Eukaryota; Fungi; Ascomycota; Eurotiomycetes; Eurotiales; Aspergillaceae.